Spizellomyces punctatus DAOM BR117 is the source of this 2964-nucleotide messenger RNA. RefSeq lists its product as uncharacterized. Gene Ontology annotation, molecular function: ATP binding; DNA binding; single-stranded DNA helicase activity. The record is from RefSeq and is a predicted model, not a curated record. Lineage: Eukaryota; Fungi; Chytridiomycota; Chytridiomycetes; Spizellomycetales; Spizellomycetaceae. Gene Ontology annotation, biological process: double-strand break repair via break-induced replication. The coding region runs from base 1 to 2964 and encodes 987 amino acids. The transcript is spliced from 31 exons.
AUGGCAAAAGACGAAGAUCCGGCAUUGACAAUAGAUGCACCUGCUAAUGCGGACCGUAUAUCCAAUGCGUUUCCUACCGUUGAUGAGCAGCGCAUCAGGAAUUCGUUGAAGGACCGCUUUGCAUUCUCCAAAAAGGCAUGCUGCUCCUGGAAUUUUGGCGAUUUUGGCGACGCUAGCUCACCUAACUACCUGAAAGGCCAAUUUCAGGAAAAUAACAGCCAAGCAUUCUAUUCCAGCGUCAAUCCAAAUCUUCCAGUACAACCAGGUUCUGGAUCUUCAAGGCAGCCGACACUACCCCAGCAGCAAUGUACCGAACAUAAUAGCUACAGGUCUUCCUCUUCUCAGCUCCAGGCACCACCCACACCAGUAUUUCGGCCGGCUGUUUUCCUCAACUCUUCCUGUAGUACACCUGUAUCGUCCACAGGAUCUCGCGUCAGUGACAGCAGAUCUUCUACUCCGUGCCCUGCUAAGAGUCCUUCAUUACAAUUGGCAACGUCGCUAUUCAGUCCACCGAUUCGAGGUCCUGAGGACGAAAACUUUAUCAGUGGCCCGGAUGAUCUGGAAUCUGUGUCAGCUCCAGAGACCGAACCUGUCAAGAUAUCUGACAAUACAAUGUCUCGGCAUUACGGGUAUGCGGAGGAAUACAUGCCCGAUUCAGCUAAUCGGUCAACAAGAGAACGAAUAAUUGAAUAUAUCCAGCUCUAUCACAUCAAAGAUAUUAUGAAGGCAAUCUUUGACGCACAGCGCGUCAAGGCGCAGCGAACAUCGACAAAGGAGAGAUACUGCGUAAUCCUCCACAUUGAUCCUGCAGUGUUGUUGGACUACGACGAGAAUAUUGGAAAUGAAUUAAUACGGGGUUUGGCUGAGAACCUCAAAGAAGAUUUUGCCAGUGCCUGCUUUUGGCACAUUGAAAAAGCGACACGCGCUCAAUCCACCCUCUUUCCAGAGCACGUACGAGCCGCCAUCCGUCUGGCCUACUUGCCAGCGAUUCCAGAGCUGCACUUUUACAACUUACGGGAGGUCUUCAAUCACAGCCGCGGAGAACUCUGCAAAGUCACAAAGCAAAACCUUGUCGCUAUUCGUGGCAUUGUAUCAUGCUUGCACCUACCCUUUCAUACCAUAUACAGUCAGACGUAUGGAUGCCUUAACCCCAAAUGCAGAAAUCGGAAUACUAUGUAUGUUGCAAUCAAUAAUCGAGUGCAUCGAGUAGUCAAAAGGGCGGAGGACGGCACCUGCUUGCAUACCACGACAAGCGCAACGGUACAUGACGUCGAUUUAAACUGUAGCCAUUGUGGAGAUAUAAUGUUAGAUAUGGCUGCAGAUCGAGUAACAACAGUACGGCAGAAGGGCCAAAUGCUCAACAUAUGCGCUGACGGUUGCUUCUCGAACGAAGUAACAUUCGACUUGGAAGAUGACCUUGUCAAUGUUGUCCAAGUUGGUGACUACAUUGAGCUUAUUGGCAGUGUGCACGCCCAACCUGGUUAUACCAUUGGCACUCGGUUCGUCAGUACCUAUCGGAUGCUGAUUCGGGUUAAUAAUGCUCGCAAAUUGAAUUGGACUCCUGCGUUAUCCGCCAACUUGAACCUUGGAAGGGCAUGGACUCUGAACACACAAAAGCCCGAUGUGUUCGGGCGCGGGACCGAUCUGUUGCCACAAGUUUUUCUGCGAAUGCAGCAAGCGAACUUGUCACCUUAUGCAUUCUCACAAAAGCUUGUUGACAGCUUCUGUCAUGAUGUCGUGCCCCGGACAAUGUGGAGGAAAGCGAAACUUGCUAUGCUUUUAAGUCUCGUAUCGUUACCAUCAUCUGGGGAUAUUAUGCCAGAUCUUAGAUCACAGAGACAAUCCGUUAAUCUCCUGUACACUGUGGACUUGACCACGCCAGUCCUAUUGCGCUUAAUAUUACGGGCGGCAAGCUUGCGUAGAAACCAAAUCUGGACACAUGGAAUACAUUCCAAACAUGAUCCGUUGCUACAGAUCAGUGACUCUGGAAAACUACAACAUCAGCGCAUACAAGCGAGUCCGCUCACACAAGCCAGAGACGGGGUGCUUUUUGUGGAAUUAGACAAGCUUAGCCGAAAGCAGGUAGCGAGCCUGAGCGAAGCUGUGGCCACACCUAUCCUUCGUGGAUUGGCACACGGCGAACAGAUUGUCCCGUUGCAUGCAAAUGUCUGUGUCUGGGGAUCAGCAUGCACUCACAAUGCCAAGAAUAAAAGAUGGGAUCCAGAGGAAAAGACUUCUUUGGAGAAAACGGUGAAAGAGGCCGUGAAGCCAUUGCUAAGCAAAUUCGACGUUGUUCUCAACAUGUGCCAAUCGUCCACCAAGAGUAAACACGAUGAAAUCAUCAGCGGCCACAUUCUGUCACAAGAGAUGCGGAAGUUGAACGACCAGCAGCAUGGCGAUGAGCUGACGGCCGACCCGUUCUAUGUGUCCCAUGAAGACUUUGUGCAGUUUGUCCAUGCGGCUUCUAACAUUACAGUCAAGCUAUCCCUGGAAUGUCAGACCUUUCUACGCUCUUAUUUUUCCGCUCUUCGGCGUCUUGUUGGGAACAUCCCGAGUGCAGCUGAUUCUAUGCUCGCUAAAAUGGAGACUCUCAUUCGCUUAGCAUGCUGCCAUGCCAAGCUGUGUCUUCGUGAUACUGCUCUCAUCGAUGAUGGACUUGUCAGUAUCCUCUUUGUGGAAGAAACAAUGGCCGCCGCCCAUGGCAUCUCGAUUCUCGGAUUCAACAGCUUACCAAAUGACCAGGAAAAUCUCCAUGUCCUUUUCGGGUCUGGCGAACAGACUGAGAAAUCCGGGCAACGAGUCCCAGAGCGCGAGGAGGAUGUGAUGGUCCUCGACUCGGACAGUGAAAGCGAUAGCAAUGACGAUGAUUUUGGUGCUGCUUCUGUUAGCGAAAUGGCCUUCAAUCGACUCUACGCGCACACGAUUUCUAUCUUGGAUCGCUUUUCUAGUGAACUUCGCAUGUAA